Molecule: messenger RNA, 890 nt
Organism: Cydia fagiglandana
Lineage: Eukaryota; Metazoa; Arthropoda; Insecta; Lepidoptera; Tortricidae
Exons: 2
Coding region: 72-860 (262 amino acids)
Source: RefSeq, a predicted model, not a curated record
AGCAACUCAGAACUAUUUGUGGAUUCAAUUGGAGGACAUCUUUUAUCAUCCAAGCUCAUAUAAUUAACAAAAUGAAGCUUUAUAUUGUGUUAUUAGUGGCAGUAUUCAUUGCGGAUAAAGCAAGCUGUGGCGUCAUCGAAGGGGCUUACGACAAAGUUUCAAAUACGACACAAGCAGUGAAAGAAGAUGUCUAUAGUUGGUGGUCUUACGGUGUAGACAAAGUCAUGGGAGAAUCAGAAGACGCAAGCAAAGCUGCUCAUCCAGCUGAUGAAGAUCAAAGCAGCUUAAUUGGUAAAUUCUACAAUAAGGUCAAAGGAGGCGUUUCUUCCGGAUACAUGAAGGUACACAAUUUCAUUCUCGGAGAAGAUAGUGACCCUAACAAAACUAUUAUAAGAACUUUAUACGAAAGAGCCCUGAAAAGACUAUCAGAUAUUAAAUCAUAUAUCUUUGGAGAUCAUCAUCCCGCUGAUAAACCUGAAUCACAUAAGAUUGAAGAAUCGGUUAAAGAAGAAGUUCUAAAAUUAUUAUUUUCUAACAAUACACAUAUUUUUGACACUGAAAGUGAAAAAUCCGCUCUUGAAUCGUUGAGAAGUAAACUAACUAAAACUGGGGAUGAAGUAUUAAGCUUAGCGAAUGACGAAAAAGAUGUGAUAAGAAAGGCGUAUGAAAGUGUUCGUCACAAAUCAGACGAACUUAUGUCAAACGCAGACAAUAUGAAGACUAAAAUGAGUGAAAACAUUGAUAAAACGCAAGAAUUCAUUCGAGACGAAUCGAAGAAAUUCAAUGAAGCUGCUCAAAAUGUUGGUGAAGAAGUGAAGAAGGCAGGUAAUGACAUUGAAAAGAGACUGCAAAGUGAGUGAAGUGAUAAUAUUGUUUGUCAUGCGUACAAG